GCCGGGCGGAAGCUGGCUGGGAGGGCUGGGUGGCGGGAGCUCGGAUAGAACUUUUAAAGGACCUUCACUACACUGGCCUGUUCGCCCUAGGGGACUGCUGAUUGUGAGGGUUGGCUGGCCCUGGGAUUCAGUAUCAAGGAGGCGGAGGAAAAGCAAGUCCGUGUGACUCCUCCCAGAGGUGACCAGGGAGAGAGGAGCUGUGUAAAUACCCUCAGGGCAAUAAAUAAGGUGGCUGCCGCCCACCCGGGAGCAAUAUGGGGUAGAAGACUAUGGAAUUGUACCUUCUGGGUAAUAAGAGCGUUCUGCCAUCUCCCUGCCCCAUCGUCGGGUGCCCAGCCAUGGCCAGACCACCGACCCCGGGCUCGGUGAUCGUCCCAGACUGGCAUGAAAGCACCGAGGGCAAGGAGUACCUGGCCUGCAUCCUGCGCAAGAGCCGCCGGCGGGUGUUUGGGCUACUGGAGCGACCAGUGCUGCCCCCAGCCGUGGCCAUUGACACGGCCAGCUAUAAGAUCUUCGUGUCUGGGAAGAGUGGUGUGGGCAAGACGGCACUGGUGGCCAAGCUAGCUGGCCUGGAGGUGCCCGUGGUACACCAUGAGACCAUCGGCAUCCAGACCACUGUGGUAUUCUGGCCGGCCAAGCUGCAGGUCAGUGACCGGGUCAUCAUGUUCCGCUUUGAGUUCUGGGACUGUGGCGAGUCUGCACUGAAAAAAUUCGAUCACAUGCUGCCGGCUUGUAAGGAGAAAACAGAUGCUUUCCUAUUCCUGUUCUCUUUCACCGACCGUGCCUCCUUCGAAGACCUCCCUGGACAGCUGACCCGAGUUGCAGGCGAGGCCCCUGGUGUUGUCAGGAUGGUCAUUGGCUCUAAAUUUGACCAGUACAUGCACACAGACGUGCCUGAGCGCGACAUCACGGCCUUCAGGCAGGCCUGGGAGCUGCCCCUCCUACGGGUGAAGAGUGUGCCGGGGCGGCGGCUGGCUGAUGGGCGCACGCUGGAUGGGCGGGCCGGGCUGGCCGAUAUUGCCCACGUGCUUAAUAGCCUGGCAGAGCAGCUGUGGCACCAGGACCAGGUGGCAGCUGGCCUGCUCCCUAACCCCCCAGAAGACACACCCAGCUGACAUGAGUGGGCACAUGUGGUCCCUCCUCCCAGGUCUCAGGUGACCCGGAGCAGGAGACAGGAUCCAGUCCUAGGGCUGGGACAGGGAUAGUGAUCUCCUGAGGAUUGGCCGGGGAGGCUGGUGGCCUGUAAAGACUCUGCCCCAGCAGCACUUUGCAGAAUCCGUGGCAGUGCGGUGGGUACAUGGGCUUCCCAGGGUGGUGGUCGGAGGCCCUCUGCCUUCUCCCAGGGCCCUGGGGUUCCAGGCUCUGGAAACUGAGGAAUCAAAUAGGCAGGGCCCCCGGACUGUAGCAUCUCCACCAACCUGCUGUCCCUCCCCUUCUGUAGCAGAUGGGGAGGGUGACAGGGGAGAAGGUGUGGCUCAGGUGAGCCAUGGACCUGAAGUGACUUCAACUGAGAGCUCGUAUUACAGGGUGGGGAAAAAAUAGGUUUACAGUUGUUUGUGCGGAAAACGAUACAAUAACUAGUAAAUAAUAAUAUAAGA
Molecule: messenger RNA, 1598 nt
Organism: Artibeus jamaicensis (Jamaican fruit-eating bat)
Lineage: Eukaryota; Metazoa; Chordata; Mammalia; Chiroptera; Phyllostomidae
Gene: CPLANE2
Product: ciliogenesis and planar polarity effector complex subunit 2
Exons: 6
Coding region: 270-1115 (281 amino acids)
Molecular function (GO): GTP binding; GTPase activity
Source: RefSeq, a predicted model, not a curated record